This is a messenger RNA of Alligator sinensis (Chinese alligator), 975 nucleotides long. RefSeq names its product olfactory receptor 6B1-like. The record is from RefSeq and is a predicted model, not a curated record. Lineage: Eukaryota; Metazoa; Chordata; Crocodylia; Alligatoridae. Gene Ontology annotation, cellular component: membrane. Gene Ontology annotation, molecular function: G protein-coupled receptor activity; olfactory receptor activity. Gene Ontology annotation, biological process: G protein-coupled receptor signaling pathway.
AUGGAAUGGGAGAACAGCACCAGAUUCCAAGAGUUCAUUCUCCUGGGAUUCCCGACCAUUGUAGAGAUACAGGUGCUGCUCUUUGUGAUAUUCCCGGCCUACAUUCUGACUCUUCUGGAGAACUUGGUCAUCAUUGCCCUGAUCAAAACAAACCAUCACCUCUGCAAGCCUAUGUACUUCUUCCUCAGCAACCUUUCCUUUCUAGAGGCCUGGUAUGUCUCAGUCACAAUCCCCAAAUUACUGGUGAAUUUCUUGUCUGAAAGGAAGAGCAUUUCUUUUGUAGGAUGCAUGACCCAGCUCUAUUUCUCCAGCUCCCUCAUAUGCACAGAGUGCAUGUUCCUAGCUGUCAUGGCUUAUGAUCGCUAUGUGGCUAUCUGCAACCCAUUGCGCUACCCAGCCAUCAUGAGCCGCCACCUUUGUGUGCAGCUAGCAUUAUGCUCUUGGCUAACUGGUUUCCUGGCUUCCAUGCUGAAAGUUUUCUUCAUCUCCUGGCUGUCAUUCUGUGGUCCCGAUAUCAUCAACCAUUUCUUUUGUGACAUCAGCCCCUUACUGAAUAUGUCAUGUGCUGACAUGACCACAGCAGAAAUAGUGGACUUCAUCCUGGCCUUGAUCAUCCUACUGGUCCCACUCUCCAUCACCAUCAUCUCCUACGUCUGCAUCAUUGGCACCAUCCUGUGCAUCCCCACAGCCCAGGGAAGGAAGAAAGCCUUCUCCACCUGUACUUCCCAUCUCACUGUGGUCGUCAUUUUCUUCUCAGCAACUCUUUUCAUGUAUGCAAGACCCAAGAGAAUUCACCCUUUUGAUUUGAAUAAAUUGGUUUCAGUUGUGUAUACUGUUGUCACCCCAAUGCUAAACCCCUUCAUUUACUGCCUGAGGAACCAGGAGGUGAAGGGAGCACUAAGGAAAACCUUCUGCAACAAAAGUCCCAUACCAGAGGCUUCUGUACCCAACAUACACAUCACUUCCCAUCAGUGA